UGGCCCGAACAAGGCAUUUUUGCUGCCCCACGGAGCUAGGUCAGCUCAACAGUCUUCUCUGCCUUUGUUCGGGGGCAAAAGGAACGGAUGCGAAGCUGGAGGGUCUUCCCUCUGAGUGACAGUGGGUUUCGGAGGCGGCUGAGAUGUCUGUAGAAGGGACCCCCACAAAUAUAUCUGCCUUGAUUCUGAACUUGGGUAGAGAAAGGCCCAAGUCCGGAUAGGGGAACUUUUUUUUGGCUCGUUGCUGUCUACCCCUGAUUUAAUGCCACUUCAUUUCCGCUGUCUGUGAGGGACCCUCUUAGGGGUUCUAAUUCGUUCUGUCGGGCCAGGUGCUUUUGGAGAGCUUUUUGGCAGCGGUGCCAAUGCUUGUGUCCCGUGUCCUUGGAAGGGAGGUCCCAGUGCUUUACAAUAGAUGGAAUUUGGUUUGACAUCUUUUAGUAGACUAUCAGAGGAGAAAAGGAUUUUAUUAUUAUUAUUAUUACUUCAAGACCCCCACUGCUUCCAGCCCAAACUGACGUUUGCGAAUUGCGGCUUUGAAAAUUGGAGUGUUGACUAGAGUGUGGAGAGUUGCUGAUUUCAUUCCUUUGGGUACUAGUAAAACCUUUUAAGUAUCAGCCGGGAGAGAGUGAGCUAUUGACAUUUGCAUCGGUUCUGUUUGGGCCUUUUGGGUACAUAAAAUGUCGGGUUCUCGGAAUCUUUGAUCGAAUUUAGAAUGUGUGCUACGUUUAUUUAACUCUUUUGCAAAUGCUUAAAAUGAAAACAUUUUGUGAAGUGCGAGGAUUCUAUCACAUGGAUUGUUCUCUUCAGGUUUUGAAUGUUUAAUUCAUAUCUUUAAACAUUAAAAUAGCAUUGGAGAGGCAUAAUUUCAAAGAUUAGGUGAGCUAUAGAAGGACGAUAUGCUUUUUAAAAAAAAUGAUUGAUGAAAUACUAUUACUAUUUGUCUUUGUUGUUGUUAAACGUUAACAUUUACUUUACCCUUCAUUAUCCUGGUAGUUGGCCCUGAGAAGAAAUGGGUAAUUCCUCCACUUUGAACACUUGCAGUACAUUAUUCCAGUUAGUUUUAAUGAUUUGGGUAUUGAAGAUAAUUGUCUAGUUUAAGACAGGCAUUUAACCUAAGUAGCACUUGAAAAUACAAUUUCUAAUGUUCUUGCUUCUCUUUUAUUUUGGAAAUCUGUGCUAUUAAUCAGCAUAUUGUUUCUGUUGGGAACUCCAUAAUCAAAAGGGUUUAUUACCCAGAGGUAGAUCCCCUCCCUCCAAGUUUAUUUUAUAAAUGUGUGUGUUAAUUUUCACUUUUAAAGACUAAAGCUGAAUUAGAUUAUUUCAGAAUCACCCGUAGUUCAGGCUGAGGAAGACUGAGGCUUUUUUCCUUCUUGUUCUGCCUAAUGUUUGUUUCACUUGUGAACAGUUUUUGUUGGUGAGAGUUUGUUAACGACAUAGAGAUAGUGGGAUUAAAAAUAAAGCAAUCUCUGUUCUCUUCAAAAUGUGUGUGUAGUAUUAAUAAAAGAGCACAAGAAAUCUAAAGAUAUUUAUCAGAUUUUUUAAAGUAAGCAAACUUCGAGUAGAAAGGGAAUAUUUUUUGACGAUUUUUAAUUAACACCUAUAUUUUGCGGCAUAUUAAUAUAUUUCGUUUCCCCUUUGCCUUUCCUACAUUGAAUUGAAAUCAUCAGUUUAAUUUUACAACUGUUUGUUUCAAAAUAACAAAUUCAAAAAGCUAGACACUAGAACUGACUUUUCAUUUACUAAGUAUAUUAUUUAGGUAAUUAGCAAAUGGCUAGAAGUCUUUUCACAUCUACAGAUUUUCUAAUGGAGUUUCAAUGUUAGGAUGCAAAUCUAACUUUGAAAUUCUUUUUAAGGUUCUAAACUUUUUAAGACUUUCCUCUGAGUCAAUAUUCAUUCUUCCCAGACUGCCUUUUAAGGCUACUGUGUUCUGUAGCCUAAGGAAAGCCGCCUUUCACCACCAUGCUCUCCCUAGUCUGACCAAAGCCCCACAGUUACAGGCUUAUCCUGAAAUUAACUUUUUGAGUAGUGAAAAUGUACCAAAUAUCCAGUUUAUCAUUGAAUCAUUUUGGAAAAGCCAUUGCUAACCUUGUUUAUCUUUUAGAUACAUUUGUAAAAUAGGGGAGAAACUGGUAUAUAAUGACAGAAAUUUUAUACAUAUAUAACAAAUAGUGUAACAUAGUAAGUGCAUAUUUAUGUGGAGAGAUGCAGGUCUCAGUCAUUUGCUGAUUUGGGCUUAAAAUUCCCAGUGUAAGCAUGCAAAUGAUAUUUAACUUGUGUUUUGUCUAGAAACUUCAUCAGUUGCCUCUGCGCUGGGAAACUAAGAACUCAGUUUCUGGUGACAGACACCUUUUCAGAAAAUCAGGGAGUUCCCAAACUCAAACCGCUUCAGAACCCCUGGAUGUAGAUGUUUGGAACAGAGGGCAAGAAAUUUAGACUCUAAAGUUGGUCCAAGAAGAUGGGCAGUUUUAAACCCUAGUUUUCUGUCCUGGAGGAAGCAGUCAUUAGUGUGAAAGAAUGGCAGGGACCGGCAAGGCGCGCGCUCCUUCUUUGCAAUCCUAUUGGGCUUCUUGCUGCUGUGAGCUCUCUUGAAGGGGCAAGGGCUUGGUUCUGCACAAGGUAAACCCCAGAAGAAGAGCAGCGGCUCUUCUAGAUCAGACUUAAACCGAUCUUAGCCUCAUUUUACAGCUGGGAAUGUAAUACCCCGCCCUGCCGUGUGUGGAGACCCUGCCACUCAGCCUUUCGGUCCCAGUUUGGGGCCAGGGUCUAUCCAGGGUCCUGAUCGCUACUGUGUGAGCCUGGAGGAGCCACUGCUUUUUCUCACUUGAAAAUUUGCGCGGUCUGAAGUUCGCCAACAGUUCUUCUCUCCCCUUCCCUGCAGACUUGGGGACAAGGGAGGGAGUUCAGAAAAAUCAGCACUAAAAGGGUACCACGUGAUACUGGAAGAUGCCCCCCCCCCCCCAGCUAAGGAGAAGUUUUUUAUGGGGCCCAAAGUCUGGAUUUCUGUCUCUCAGAAUGGGCCUCCCCUUCAGGGAACCAUUUCAGGGACCACUGGACAGGUGGGUGGUUCUGGGGCUGGUUCCCGCAGGACUACUCGAGUUUGCUUUUUGGUAGCCAUCGUGCUUUGCCCUGUUUCUUGCUCUUUAGCGGGAAGUAGCUAACAUCAACCCAGAACCAAAGGAAUUAAUACUGGGAAGAACGGGGUCCUUGCUAAGAGAAAAGGGAAGAUGUGAAUACUUAGCAGGCAGGUUUGCCUAGGUGAUGAAAGGAUAUAUUCGGGGGCUUUGAGGGCUCAGGCAUUGACAAGGCUUAUGUACUAGACUGGUCUGGGUUUCUUGAUCAUUACUUGAUCUACCCCUUUCUUUUCUAGGAAGCUUGUGCAACCAUGUACUCAGCUGUCUCUGGGGCUGAAUGAGGGACGCAAGACUCCCUACUUUGGGGAUUGAGGGAUAUUCAGUGGGAAUGGAGCCCACAGAUGGGACAGACACUCUUCUAAGGAUGGAGGCAGCAAUCCAUGCUUGAGAAAGCCAGGAGUAAGGCUCUGAGAUCUCGCGAGAGUGGCUGACUGGCUGUGGGGGUUGCGGCGGCAGCAGGCGGAGCCGGGGAGGGAAAGCAGCGGCGGCUGAGGCGACUGAGGCGGCGGGCGGAGCGGCAGGCGGCGGCGGCGGCGCGGCGGCGGAGCGCAGCAUCAUGGCGGACCGAGACAGCGGCAGCGAGCAGGGUGGUGCGGCGCUGGGCUCGGGCGGCUCCCUGGGGCACCCGGGCUCGGGCUCGGGCUCCGGCGGGGGCGGUGGUGGCGGCGGGGGCGGCGGCGGCAGUGGCGGCGGCGGCGGCGGGGCCCCGGGGGGGCUGCAGCACGAGACGCAGGAGCUGGCCUCCAAGCGGGUGGACAUCCAGAACAAGCGCUUCUACCUGGACGUGAAACAGAACGCCAAGGGCCGCUUCCUGAAGAUCGCUGAGGUGGGCGCGGGCGGCAACAAGAGCCGCCUCACUCUCUCCAUGUCAGUGGCCGUGGAGUUCCGCGACUACCUGGGCGACUUCAUCGAGCACUACGCGCAGCUGGGCCCCAGCCAGCCGCCCGACCUGGCCCAGGCGCAGGACGAGCCGCGCCGGGCGCUCAAGAGCGAGUUCCUGGUGCGCGAGAACCGCAAGUACUACAUGGAUCUCAAGGAGAACCAGCGCGGCCGCUUCCUGCGCAUCCGCCAGACGGUCAACCGGGGGCCCGGCCUGGGCUCCACGCAGGGCCAGACCAUUGCGCUGCCCGCACAGGGGCUCAUCGAGUUCCGCGACGCUCUGGCCAAGCUCAUCGAUGACUACGGAGUGGAGGAGGAGCCGGCCGAGCUGCCCGAGGGCACCUCCUUGACUGUGGACAACAAGCGCUUCUUCUUCGAUGUGGGCUCCAACAAGUACGGCGUGUUUAUGCGAGUGAGCGAGGUGAAGCCCACCUACCGCAACUCCAUCACCGUGCCCUACAAGGUGUGGGCCAAGUUCGGACACACCUUCUGCAAGUACUCGGAGGAGAUGAAGAAGAUUCAAGAGAAGCAGAGGGAGAAGCGAGCUGCCUGUGAGCAGCUCCACCAGCAGCAGCAGCAGCAGCAGGAGGAGACCGCCGCUGCCACCCUGUUGCUGCAGGGUGAGGAAGAAGGGGAAGAAGAUUGAUCAAACUGAAUGGAAAAAACCCACACACACAUGCAUACACACACACACACAGCCACACACAGAAAAUAUACUGUAAAGAAAGAGAGAAAAUAAAAAGUAAAAAAGUAAAAAAAAAAAAAAAAAAAAAAAAAAAGAAAUAA
Messenger RNA from Mirounga angustirostris (Northern elephant seal), 4796 nucleotides. RefSeq names its product purine rich element binding protein A (gene PURA). The transcript is spliced from 2 exons. The coding region runs from base 3688 to 4656 and encodes 322 amino acids. Gene Ontology annotation, biological process: regulation of transcription by RNA polymerase II. Gene Ontology annotation, cellular component: nucleus. NCBI's taxonomy places the organism in Eukaryota, Metazoa, Chordata, Mammalia, Carnivora, Phocidae. The record is from RefSeq and is a predicted model, not a curated record. Gene Ontology annotation, molecular function: DNA-binding transcription factor activity, RNA polymerase II-specific; purine-rich negative regulatory element binding; RNA polymerase II transcription regulatory region sequence-specific DNA binding.